This is a messenger RNA of Megalops cyprinoides (Indo-Pacific tarpon), 2948 nucleotides long. RefSeq names its product brain enriched myelin associated protein 1 (gene bcas1). Bases 149 to 1954 code for a protein of 601 amino acids. Lineage: Eukaryota; Metazoa; Chordata; Actinopteri; Elopiformes; Megalopidae. The record is from RefSeq and is a predicted model, not a curated record. Gene Ontology annotation, biological process: myelination. The transcript has 14 exons.
CUAAGGCUACUACUGCUGGAAGCUGGAAUAUUGUUCACGGAUCCAGCGCUCAGAUUAUAUCUUUUCCAACAAAGCAGGUCUUUGCGUCUCAGUCAAGAAGAGGCACUUGCAGAAGGAAAGAUAAGAUUCAUCCAGAGCGUCAAUAAAGAUGGGAAAUAAGGCAUCUCAUGAAAUUCAGGGGGAGCAUGUCCAAGCAAAGUUGCAGAACGGAGAACCCAAUGGACAUGCUUUGAGCAUCUCAUCUGAAGACACAGUUGCCUGUGAUGCAGCUGUACAGCAAAACAGUGAGGUCCCCUCAUCCCUCCUCACAAAGGGGACAAGCCCCCCACCAGGGGAGGAUGUUGACAGCGGUAGGAACCAAGGCAAGGGAUCCUCGCCUGUUGUCUUGCUCAAAGUCUCCACAACAGUACCACCCAGUACUGACGUCCCUGCAGAUCCAUCACUCCAGUCUGUCAGCAUCAACAUCUCCACCAAGGAGACCACCUCCCAGAGCGUUAACCCUGAACAGGACACACCCGCUGUCCCUGUCCCAGCCUCCAAUGAGGAGGAGCCCAAGGAAAAAGCACCGAAGAAGACCAAUUUAUUUGACAAACUUUUAAAGAAGAAAAACAAGGACAAGACUCAGGAGGAAGCAACUGUGGCAGAGUGUGAUGGUUCAGCUGAAGUUCAGGAGCCCGCUGUAGAGGCCCCAGUGAUUGUAAGCAAUGGCCUCCAUUCUGAGCCUGGAGACGCAGGGGAGAGCACCGCCGCGGCGAAGGAGGUUCCAGAAGGUCCGUCUCCGAACGGUGGCCCCGCGGGAAGCGAAACCCUCGACGCUGACAGCGAAAGCGCCCACCCGGAGGACACCGCACAGGGGGAGAGCCUCGUGGAAGAGAGUCCAGUGAUGAACUUUUUCAAAACACUCGUGACCCCAAGUAAAACUCCCAAAGAAGAGGGGGCACCCCCUGCUGUCUCCACUGAAGAGGUGAAGGGCGGCGGGGAACCAGAGGGUACGGCCAAAGCGGAGACCAGCGCGGCUGCUGUGGCGACCGCUCCGGCACCACCAGAACCACCCAAAGAGCCGCGACCUGCUGUGAAAAUCUCAGUGGCUAGUCCGUUCAGCAAGCUCUUCAAGGGGAAGUCUUCAAAGGAAGUCCAACCAGCUACAACAACUGUCACACAGGAAGUAGAUGCGUCAGCAGCCGCCAAAGCCGCCAAGCCCCCUCCACCACCACCACCUCCAGAGCCGCCCAAACCAGAUGCCAAAGGUGAAGUGGCUGCCAAGACUGUGAACAGCACCCAGAAAGAAGCGCCGAAAGAGGCACCAAAGGAGCCAGAGACCUCCACCAAGCAGAAAUCCGCUAAAGGCAGUCCCUUCCUUAGUCUGUUCCGCCCAACAAAGACAGAGGAGGUGGAGGAGGAGCCCCAGCCAGUUGAGGAGGAGGUACCCGAGAUAGACAAGGCGGGCGCUUCCAAGGAAAAGACCGCUGAGGUCCCAGCUGCACCAGACCAACCUUCAAAAACAGAGGAGAAGAAGUCAGGAAAGUCCAUCAUCUCCUUCUUUAAGCCCAAGGUACUGCAACGCCUGCACGCCUCUGCUGUCCAGGCUGCUUCUGCAAUUGGGAACAGCACCCAGGCCCGCCCCGGCGCACUGAGCCCCGAAGCCAAAGCCAAGGAAAGCACAUCGGCAGGUGCGGCCAUUGCCGUGGAUGCCAGCCAGAGCGUGCAGGCCAAGGUGGAGCCGAAGCCCAGCGCCGAGGCGGAGAAGAAGGUAGAGGUGGCCCCCGUGGACAACAGAUCUGUCUCUGAGGCAUCGCAGACUGGAGAAGACACCACAGUCAGCGUCGGCAAGAAACUGGAGAAAAGGAAUUCCAUCCAUAUGUUCUUUAAAAGCCUGGGUCCAAAACGGCUGUCAGACACUGGAGUGCAAACCGACCCUGUGACCAUAACCUACCCAGCUGAGAAGGCCAAAUAACACCACCACAUCAUGAGCUUCGAGUGCCUACUGACUGUUCCAGGGAAAAACAACAAGACAGCAAAUGGACUUUUAUUUUGAUAUGGCUUUUCUUUUUUGCAUCAGAUAAAAGUAUGGAAGGAAUCUGGGAGACGGGCUUACCUACAGAGAUAAAAGCAAGUGGUUCAGGACUGUUAGUGGGUGAUCGGGGGGAUGGAGAAAGGGGAGGAGCUGCCAUGUAAAGGGUUAAUUGGUAGGUUAUGUCACCAUAGAAGUUGAAGGCAUUUUGUGAUUAAAAGCGCAUGAUAGUAAACAUGGUGAGAAGUAAGCCUGUGUAAUGCCUGGAGGGGUAUUCUUUUUCACAUCAAGGGAAUGAGGUGUCUUAAGCAUAGCCUGUUCUUGUAAACAGAAAUAAUUCUAAACUCAAGUUCAUCUUUACUUAUUUGCUUUGUAGCCUAAUACGUUAAGUUUUAAUUUAUCUGUUUUUCUCCCUUUGUGAAAGAAAGGUUUGCCUUUGAGCAUUAAAACGAUUUUGGAGAUGCUUUCACCUAUCCUUUUCAGUGAAACAAACACACGUGUUUAUGCUGUACAUAUGAGGGAAUUUUAAGUGAUGAAGUCCUGAACACCCUGUCAUGUAAUUAAUAGACGCUCUGGACCUUAAACCCAUGCUCCUCAGCUUGAAUGUGAUCUGAUGCCAUAGAAAUCCUACCUGCAUGGAACCACAGUGAAAACAGUUGGGCCAGUAUUGUGUAGGCAAACUGCCUGAGGCCUUUAGGCAAUUUUACCCUCAGUGCAGUCCUUAACUGUGAGUAACGAAUUUAAGCAAGCAUACAUCAAGCUGUCAUACAUUAUGUUGUAAGGAUGGCACUUACUGAUACUAACCCCAAAGUAUGGGCAAGAAAUGACAUAAUCUAACAAUUGCUCUCUAUUUUGUUGUAUAUAAUUUUACUCAAAGUUAAGGACUAGCUGCAGCUAGAUAUUAAAUUACAUCAGUGAUGGUGGGUGAGUUGGAAAC